UGACCUCUGACCGCUAGACCAUUUAGUCUUCGGAAUCCGGGAGGCGGGAAUCCGGGUUGUUUUCACGGUUUUCCUGAACGAUCUUUAGACAGACAUUCCCGCCAACAUUCCAGGCUGACAAGUUCAUAGUUUCCGCCGUACUUUUAAUCAAUUUUGGCGUUAAUUUGAUCAGUAAUUUGGCGGGAUGCCCGUCCACUAUCACCUGCAUCACCUGCUGGAGGCGUUCCCGCUCAUUCUGCUGAUCCUGCUGGUGUUGGGAGGUGUGUUGUACUUCGUCUACAGUCGGGAACCAUCAGGGGAGAACAACAGCAAACACGUCUAAACUGCAACUGUGGUAGAUACGUGGUGCUCACUUGGUUUUUACUACUACUAGUAGUUAAACUCUAUCAGUAGAGCUGCACUAGUACCCUCUCUCCUUGAAGCCUAUCCCGGAUUUCCACCCCUGCUUCAAGAGUUGUAACUCACAAGAGCCAUAGAAUGGACGACAAGCCCUCUCCUGGCCUGGACCUGCGUCACGGAUUUGUGCACAAAAUCAGGAAACAGCUGGUCAAGAGAGACCAAUCAGAGAAGGACUUUGAGACAGAAAAGAUGGAGGUAGCCAAGAGGCAGCUGGCCGGGAUGAAGAAGCCGACAGUCAGGAGGCCCACACAAGUGACCUACUGCCCCCCUGCCAGGAGAGAGAGAAGCAACAGUACCAGUAGUGCAGUCAGUACAUCACCCAACCCUUCAUCAACCAGUGCCAGUGGGGAUUCUGAUGUUCUCACAGCUACUGCAGUGGCCAGAGAACCAGCAACUCAGUACUCAACAAAUGGGACCACAACUGUGAAUACACCACCAACCCAGAUAUCCCCCCCAGCAAGUAACAAACAGGACAACAUGGCAGGUAGAGGUCAGGGGUGGGGAGUGCCAGCAGCAGAAUCAGUGACAGUGGAUAACAACAACUAUGACAUCAGUGGUUUUGGAGAGGAAGCCCAGUGGUAUAUAAGACAGGCUCUUCAAGACCCCACCUCCCUGAGAAAACAGGACCUGUGCCAGGUGUUUAAUGUGUUGAUGUGGAGAGCCAUGGAGGAGCCGGACUAUGCCAGGACAGGGGCUGAGCUGUGCCAUGCCAUCAUUCAGGUUGAAGUAGAGAAGGAGCAGUAUGACUGUGUGCCCACCCGAGUGUUCCAGUCCCACCUGCGACUGAAGCUGUUAGAACAGGAGAUGGAGGCUGAGACUCUCCAUGAACAGUCUGUGUCGGCCUGGGUGGGCUUUGUCAGGUUCCUCUGCCUCUGCUAUCAUGUCAUCAGGGUAAAGGGUUCCCCCCUGAUGACCAUGGUAGACUCUGUGUUUAACUGCCUGUCACUGCUAGCCUUACCUGGGCCACUCAAGAAUGAGAUGCAGGUGGACUGUCUGUACAAUCUGCUGGUUCAGAUGGGACCCAGUCUGGAUCAGACAGUACAGGAUAAGAUGGAGGACCUGUUUUCCCUCCUGCGUGACCGGUUCCUGAGCUUUAAGACUCCGCCUCUAGCCCGGCACAGACUCCUGCAGCUGAUCGAGCUGCGGUCGGGUGGCUGGGAGAUGGAGCCUGGGAUACAGGACUACUACAGCAGGGCUGGCAAGGAGCUGAGGGGAUGAUGGCAGUAAUAGACACUGAUAUGGAGGACACAACAAAGGCUGACUGGUUGUUGCAUCGUGGUACCUUCCAUCUUCUGCUGACACUGACAAUUUCCCAGCAAUUCACAUGAUUUUGUAAAGUGUAGGAAAUUGUGCCAUAUUAAAAUUGAGUGUCAGGUUUUCUUGAUCUUUUCUUACAUACAAAAUAUACCGGUGACAUUUUUGGUAUAUCCAAAUUGUAACUUCUUUGACUGCAUUCAUUCAGUGUAUAAGAGCAAAGCCUCACUACAUAAUAACAUGAUUACCUUGCAAUGAUGUCAUCUUACAAUGGCAAAGAAAUAAUGUUUAACUGUGACUAAUGUUUUAAUCAGAAUUGGGACAGUAGCUAACAGUGAUCAAAAUAUCUAUAAUCGUAAUGUCAAGGUGACAAUCACACAUUACAGUUUAACAUUUUGCUGACAAAAAGUUCCAUGACAAUCAGUUUUUGUAUAUUUCAACUUUUCUGUUGGUCACAUUCCAAUUGAUGACUGAAAGU
This is a messenger RNA of Branchiostoma floridae (Florida lancelet), 2131 nucleotides long. Its product is annotated as MIF4G domain-containing protein-like. NCBI's taxonomy places the organism in Eukaryota, Metazoa, Chordata, Leptocardii, Amphioxiformes, Branchiostomatidae. The record is from RefSeq and is a predicted model, not a curated record. The coding region runs from base 478 to 1617 and encodes 379 amino acids. Gene Ontology annotation, cellular component: cytosol. Gene Ontology annotation, molecular function: RNA binding; protein binding; translation activator activity. The transcript is spliced from 10 exons. Gene Ontology annotation, biological process: regulation of translational initiation.